AGGCCUACUAUUUUUUGUGGAUCACUGAAUUUAGCGCAAAAAUAUCUGAUUUCAGAUUCUUCUCAACCGCAUGAAUCGACAAUAUUGAAUAUUGAUUGACGAGUUGUUGAAUAGUAGCCUAUCAUCAGUGAUCUACGAUAAUUUAUUUCACUGCAAUAAAAACAACAUACCAAUAUUAUAGCUUGAUAAUUUGAGUUAAUUUAUCAAGAAAACAACUUCACUUUACCAGCCAAAGCCCAUGAUAAUUGAUUGCUUGCUAAAAACAUCCAAAUCAAUCGCCUUUGAAAAUGACCUUGACCUGCGCCCAUGCCCUACUCACUGACGAUUGACGACCAAAUAGGCUACUAUACCGGUAUGAGCUGAGAUAACACAGAAGUUUUGACGUUUGCCUUUCACAAUUUAACAUAAGCCAGUGGGCUUCCGCUUCAUUUUGGACUACUCUGUAACAAGUAGGCUAGAAGUUGGACUGUGAUAACUAAAUUCUAUCAAUAAUUGAAAAAAGUUAGGUAGUGUAGGUACCGCUAUUCAUCAGAGGUAAACUCCAUUCGUACACUGAUAAAACAUUCUCGCACUGAUAAGUCAUUGUACCUAACUUACCGUUAGAUAUCCAAUUUUAAUAACUAAUAAACGUGAUUGAAUAAAUGGCUGAGCCGAAUAGUAAUUUUAUUAGGGAAAUAGCUGUUGUCAAUACAGAGAAUGACGUUAUUGAAAGACUUGCUCACAUAUUACAAGAAGAAGCGAAUCGUUCGAUCAAGGAUGAUGGAUUGUUCAAGAUUGGAUUAUCAGGUGGAUCUCUUGUUACAAUGCUACCGAAAUCUCUGAAAAGCAUCUCAACAGAAUGGGAAAAAUGGAGGUUUUUUUUCUGUGAUGAGCGUAUUGUACCAUUUGACAGUAGCGACUCAACAUUUGGCGCCUACAAGAAAACUCUCAUCGGAUCAUUCCCAAUUGAAGAAUCUCAAUUUGUUACAAUUACUCCAGGUUUAUCAGCCGAAGAUGCAGCCAAGGAUUAUAUCCAGAAGAUGUGUGUCUACUUUCCGCCUGACACGUUGCCCAAGCUGGAUGUGCUGCUGUUGGGCAUGGGCCCUGAUGGGCACACCUGCUCCCUCUUCCCCGCCCACAAGCUGCUCAAGGAGACCUCAGUGUGGGUGGCCGCCAUCACCGACUCCCCCAAACCACCCCCCUCCCGCAUCACCUUCACCUUCCCUGUGCUCAACAAUGCGCGCUUCUGCAUUUUCCCCAUUAUUGGUGCUUCGAAAGCGGCUAUGGUCAAGAAUGUACUUGAGGACGAGUCAUACCCUGCUGGACGCGUGAAAACUGUUCAACCAGGAAAGACUGUUUGGAUUCUUGAUGAAGCAGCAGCUACUGAUUACAAGAACAGUUCUACUUAAAUUUGCAAAACAAUUUCAAGCUUUCCAUUAUCAUUGUUCAACGUAUAAUAAGUAGUCUCACAUUUAUUAUUGUUUGAAUGUUGGAACAAUAAUAAGCCUUUUUUAUUAUUGUUUUAACUGUUAAAACAAUAAACUAAUGCGCCUUAUAUUUAUUAUUGUUUGAAUGUGGAAAUAAUGAUAAGCCUUCUUAUACAUUCCAAUCACUCGACUGAUCAGUUAUAAAUAGCUGGAAAGAAUUGUGCAUUUAAUAAUGUUUUAUACACUUGUUUUGUUAAUAAACAGUUUUUCAAUGUG
Molecule: messenger RNA, 1682 nt
Organism: Nilaparvata lugens (brown planthopper)
Lineage: Eukaryota; Metazoa; Arthropoda; Insecta; Hemiptera; Delphacidae
Product: 6-phosphogluconolactonase
Exons: 4
Coding region: 642-1388 (248 amino acids)
Biological process (GO): carbohydrate metabolic process; pentose-phosphate shunt
Molecular function (GO): 6-phosphogluconolactonase activity
Source: RefSeq, a predicted model, not a curated record